Messenger RNA from Austrofundulus limnaeus, 1034 nucleotides. It is a transcript of the gene prdm12b, whose product is annotated as PR domain containing 12b. Gene Ontology annotation, cellular component: nucleus. Gene Ontology annotation, biological process: regulation of gene expression; neurogenesis. The record is from RefSeq and is a predicted model, not a curated record. Gene Ontology annotation, molecular function: histone methyltransferase binding. NCBI's taxonomy places the organism in Eukaryota, Metazoa, Chordata, Actinopteri, Cyprinodontiformes, Rivulidae.
GUCUUCAACGAGGACGGGACGGUUCGGUAUUUCAUCGAUGCGAGUCAGGAGGACCAGAGGAGCUGGAUGACCUACAUCAAGUGUGCCCGGAACGAGCAGGAGCAGAACCUGGAGGUGGUCCAGAUCGGCAGCAGCAUCUUCUACAAGGCUGUGGAGACGAUUCCUCCGGACCAGGAGCUGCUCGUUUGGUACGGAAACUCCCACAACACUUUCCUGGGAAUUCCUGGAAUUCCAGGAGGAGACGAGGAGCAGAACAAGAAGACUAAAAGCGAUGAUUUCCACCCAUGUGAAGGCCCCAUCGCUUCCUCUUCCUCCUCCUCCUCCUCGUCCUCCUCCUCUUCCUCCAGUCUGGGACGAAUGCGCUGCGUUAUCUGUCACCGCGGCUUCAACUCACGCAGCAACCUGCGCUCCCACAUGCGCAUCCACACGUUGGACAAGCCAUUCGUCUGCCGCUUCUGCAACCGGCGCUUCAGCCAGUCGUCCACGCUGCGGAACCACGUGCGUCUGCACACCGGGGAGCGCCCGUACAAGUGCCACGUAUGCCAGUCCGCGUACUCACAGCUGGCCGGCCUACGGGCGCACCAGAAGAGCGCGAGGCACCGGCCCUCCGGAGACCCCAGCGCCCAGGGUGGAGGCAUGGUGGUGGUGGGGGGCGGAGGGGUGCACUCGCCGCCUCCGUCCCACCCACCGCAGCUAACGGCUGUGCCUCACCCGGCCUCGCUGGUCCACCACAUCCCCACCAUGGUGCUGUGAAAUAACUGACCCUCCUUUUCAGAGUGAGCCUGACCCUCAUGUAUGUGUGGUGGGGGGUGGGGCUUAAGUCAACCUGCUGCUGUCACAACUCUGAACUGCCAAGCUUUUCCUGUGCCCCACACGGGGCGCCAAAACUUGUGAAAACUGUCAAAACGAGACGGUUGAACCUAGCAUUACCCUUCACACCUGCAACACAAGGCAGACUGCAAUUCAGAAAGAAAGAUGGCCGACACACACACACACACACACACACACACACACACACACACACACACACACAC